Lodderomyces beijingensis is the source of this 4743-nucleotide messenger RNA. Lineage: Eukaryota; Fungi; Ascomycota; Pichiomycetes; Serinales; Debaryomycetaceae. The record is from the annotation of a GenBank genome assembly.
AUGAGUGCCAGAGCCUGGGUGUGGCUCAACAACGACCAGUCGCAGUUCCUACGAGGCUAUGUUGCAGAGCAUUUAGAGAAUGGCCGGUGCAAAGUGGCCAUUGUGGGGAAAGACGGAGCAGUGGAGUCCACGGUCGAGGUCGACCAGGGCCUGAUGGAAAGCUGCAACCCGCCGCGGUUCGACAUGUGCAAUGACAUGGCCGAGUUGACCCACUUGAACGAGCCCUCGGUGGUGUACAAUUUGUACCUUCGGUAUACGAAGGACUCGAUUUACACAUACUCGGGGUUGUUCUUGGUCGCGGUGAACCCGUACAAGCCGUUGCCUAUUUAUGAUGCCCGUGGCUACCGCGACAAUGCUCCCCACAUAUUUGCCACUGCUGAAAAAGCCUACACCGAGCUCACGCGAGGGAACCAAAACCAAAGCAUCCUAAUCACGGGGGAGUCCGGCGCCGGCAAGACCGAAAACACCAAACGAGUGAUCCACUACUUGUCCGCAAAGGGAGCCACCACCGGUAUCGACAGCAAAAUCCUACAAGCGAACCCCAUCUUGGAGAGCUUUGGCAAUGCCAAGACCAUCAAAAACAACAACUCGUCCCGGUUUGGCAAGUUUAUCAAGAUCUACUUUGACGACCAGGGCGGGAUCUCGGGAGCGCACAUCGACUACUACCUUUUGGAAAAAUCGCGGGUGGUGAGCCAGGGUUUGAAGGAGAGGAACUACCACGUGUUUUAUCAGUUUCUUAGUGGAUACGACAAGUUGGACAAGCUCGGGUUGAGCAAGGACGGGGAGUACCUGUACUUGGCACAGACAACCCAUGAUGGUGGCUUCAGCCUGCUUAUGUCCGCGUUUGACGUUGUUGGGUUCACCAGUGAAGAGCAGGAGUUGAUAUUCUCGUGUUUGGCCGUGGUGUUGCACUUGGGCAACUUGCAGUUUACUUCCAAAACCUCCGAGCAGGCCAGUUUUACCAAAGACUCACCCGUGGGAACAAUAGCAGCGCUCUUGGGGGUAUCCCCGGCCUCCCUCUCCGAUGCAUUCCUCCGGCCAAAAGUUAGGGCCGGGAGGGAACUAGUCGUGAAAUCGCAGCGCGCCGACGACGUCAAGUUCGCAAUCGACGCCUUUGCCCGGUGGGUGUAUGAAAAGCUCUUCCAGUUUAUCGUGGGGAAGAUCAACGACAGUUUGAAUGGGUCCACGGGGAACUUCAUAGGAGUGUUGGACAUUGCCGGGUUUGAAAUCUUCGAGUCCAACUCGUUCGAGCAGUUGUGUAUUAACUACACUAACGAAAAGUUGCAGCAGUUUUUCAACCACCACUCGUUUAUCUUGGAGCAGAAGGAGUACAUGCGGGAGCAAAUACAGUGGGAUUAUGUCGACUUUGGUAGGGACUUGCAACCUACCAUAGACAUGAUCGAGUCUCGCUCGCCCAUGGGGAUUCUCAAGCUCCUCGACGAAGAGUGCAUGAUGCCCAAGUCAUCGGAUGCAAUGUUUAUGGGGAAAUUGAGCCACCACUUUAACAAAAAACACCCCAAGUUUGCGGAAAACAAGUACAAGAGCGGGUUCAUUGUCAAGCACUACGCGGGGGAUGUCGAGUACAAUGUCGACGGCUGGUUGCAGAAAAACACCGACCCGCUUAGUGAAAGCAUACUCCAGUUGAUGGGGGAGUCGAGCAACGAGUACAUCCGGGGGAUGUUCCAUGACGAGAACCCCUUGAAAACCAGAAACAAGCUCAUGAAGACAGCUUCGCUGAAGCAUAGGGACCAGUUGGGGGAGCUAAUGCGGCAGCUCGACUCUACCAAGCCGCACUUUGUCCGGUGCAUACUCCCGAACUUGGACAAGAUCCCUGGCAAGUUUGACCGGGGACUCGUGGUGGACCAGUUGAGGUGCAACGGGGUGCUCGAGGGGAUCAGGAUCACAAGGGCGGGGUACCCAAACAAACUCCCCUUUGCGGAGUUUGUCAGCAGGUAUGCCAUUCUCGGGGACGCCUCGGGGCAACCGGAACGGCGCCAAUGUGAGUCCAUACUAAAGUGUUUGGAGCCAGACUUGUACAAGAUUGGACAGACCAGAAUAUUUUUCAAAAGCGCAGUCUUGGGCCGGUUGGAGGCGAUGAGGGACGCUCGGCUAGGUCAGAUUUUCACCCAAUUGCAGCGGGUGAUCCGUGGGAAUGCCACAAGAAAGGUAGUUGCCAGGGAGAGCAAACAGUUCCACGCUGCUAGGGUCGUCUCCAAAACAAUGCUACGGUUGGAGGGACUCCAGGGGAAUCCAUGGAUGGCACUCUUUUUCCACGUCAAGCCAUACUUGGCAGAGUCUGUGGAGAAGAUGGAAACCAGUAGGCUUGACGCAGUGGUGGCCGACUUGCAACAGAGUCAAAGUGUGGUGAAAGAGCAGGAGCUGGCAUUGGCGGUGCUACGGGCGGAGAACAAGCGCCAUGUAAGUAUAAUUAGCAGAUUGGAGAGUGAGAUGCAGGAAAAGACCGGUUAUGAAACUGCAGUGGAGAAGUUGACUGUGGAGUUGAAGGGGGCUACACAAGCGUUGGACAGGGUGAAGAAGGAGCAUGAAGCAGCCACCGGCAGUCUCAAGCGUUUGGCGGAAACAGAGAAACAACAGAAGCAGAAGCUAGCAGAGGCGAGGGAAAAACUCACCUUGUCAAAAUCCAAGCUAGAGAAAAAGUCGAUGGAGAAUGAGAGACUUCACUCUGCUUUGGGGGAAAUGGAGGCACAACUAGCGAGAUUGAAGCUGGACUAUGCCAACCUCCAGGAGAAACAUGUCACCACCAAUGCAUCACUAGCCUCCAAGAUCUCCCAACUUGAAACCGAGCGCAGCACUGAGAAAGAAAAUCAACCGCCGGACCCGCAGCUCAUGCAAGAGUAUGCCCAUAUUAAACUCAAAAUGAACGAACAAAGCGCAAGCUUGCGGAAGGAAAAGUUUGAAAACUCGAAAUUGAGAGAGGAGUUGCUCGCGGUCAAGCAGAGAGCUUUGCGCAGCUCCGAGUUGACGCCAAAACGGCGGCUGCUUGCACUUGGACAACCCCGAGGAGGCAACGUUGAGGCGCUACGUGAGGAGAUUAGUAACCUCCAGAUGAGGCUAGAGCAAGAGCAGAGCAAUGCGCAAAGAGCGGAGAGCUAUGCUAUAGACUUGCAGAAGCAGUUGAACAAAACACAGACAGCCCCGAUAGUGGUAGAGCCUCCACGGGAGACACCCACCGCGUUCCACGGGAUCAGUCCCGACUUUAUCCAGAUCUACCACGACAUCAACAAGUCGUUGAAAGCGCUGCGGGAGGAGUUGCACACCGCCAAGGCCGAGGUGUUGCGGUUGAAAUCGCUCUUGCGGGAGUCCGAGGAGGAGCUCUACCGGGUGAAACAGGUGGGCUUUCAAGCGGCAAUGGAUAAGCAUGAGGAGGAGCUAGCUAGAGUUAGAGAGAACAACGCUGUGUUGGAGUCACGGAAUAAAGAGUUGACGCUGGAGCUCUCCGUUUAUAAAACCAGGAGCGGGGAGUACUUCAGCAAGCUAGAGUUGGCCGAGUCGGCAGUGACAUUGUCAAAGAGACAUGAAACCGCGGCAAAGCGGGACUUGGAUGAGGCCAAGAGCCAGCUCCGACUCGCGCGGGACGAAGCAAGGACGCUGCAGAGUAUGUUGAGGGAGGCCAGGGGGGAAGCGGAGAAAUUGGAAAAGGUGCAGUUGGAGUUGACCAGGAAGGUGAGUGCGGGAGAGAAGGUUAUUGCUGACUUGCGCGGUCAGUUGGAAUAUCACAUUGGCAACUACGAGAACCGAGCAGCGACGGAAAAGUUGAAAGACGAGAUCCAGACACUUUGUCAGGAGUUGCACUAUAAGGCGGAAACGGAGGCAACACUAAAAAAGGAGAACAAAAAGUUGCAGCUUGAUCUAGACGAGGUGAGAGGCAGCAGAGACGAGCUACAGAACCAGCUAGAGGAGAUGAGUCUUAAGGAGGAACAACUAGAACAAAGACUUGAGGAACAGACUGACACCAUCAGGCUGCUUGAGAGUGCGAAGAUCAUGAAUGAGAGGAGAAUCGGCUCCCUCAUGAAACAACUCGCGGGAAUGAAAGAGAUACUAGAGGAAAACGCACGGGAAAAGUCAAGAUUAACUGAACAAAAACAAACACUAGAAAAAGAGUUGGCCAAAGUGUCUCACGAGUUGGAGCUCCUGCACACCGCGCUUGCCCAGUCCAAAACAGAGGCUGCCUUUUUGAAAACACACUUGGAAAACCAACGCAAAGAGGCGCAGCUGAUGCAAUCCGAGUUGGCACUCUCGAAACUAUCCACCAGUUCUGAUUACAAGGACCAGCAGAGGCUCAGGAAUGAUUUAUUAGUGGCGGAGGGGGAGAACUACUCCUUAAAGAAAACAAACCAGGAGCUCAGUGUGCAAGUGCAGGAUCUACAAGAGAAGCUUUUCAGCAACGAGCAGAUCAAGUACCUAGAGUCACGGUCGAACGAGUUGUCCAGUGCACUAGAUCUGGCACUACAGGAGAAACACGACGCGGAAACUACGGUCAAGUCACUAACCCGCCAAGUGGCUGCGUUGCAAGUGCGCAUCGACAAUGAGUCGCAAUUGAGCAAGCGGUAUAACGAUGAAAACUUUGAUUACCAAAACAAGAUCAACCGCUACAAGAGCAGCAUCGAGGUGCUACACAGUGAAAACACAGAAAAAGAGCUACAGUUGAGGUUGUUGCAAGAGAAACACAAUCAAUUGCAGGAGACACUAUUGGUAAUGGAAAAGGAGAAGCUCUCAAACUAG